UUGAGUGUUAAUCCGGCCCUGCUUCAGGGUCCAGUAUAGUCCAGUCCAGACUCCAGUCCGCUCUGAUCCACUCCUUCUUCUCCUCCGUCCCCAUCUCUUAGUGCCGCGCUGUGAUUGGACGCUGGCUGCUUGUCAGGAAGAAAGAGCUGCUGUGUUGAGGCCGAAAACUCAGACUCAAACAGGACCUGGACGGCACCGGAGUACCACCGUGUAAGGGAUAUAUACAGUACCGGACGGCUGGGUAGGCUUUAAAACACACCGAGCUUCACGCGGAGCUCCGACCGAGUCUCCGUGCCCCUGCUGCCGAGGCCGCCGCGGCUCAACGUCUCCCCGCCGACUGAGUGUCGCUGCCUGCUGGCCGCGGUAAUCCAGAGCCGCUGCUCCUAAUGAGAUUGAGAGGAGACUGAAGCCGCCGUGUGGCGACGCAGACGCCACAAACCUGUCUUGAGGUUUCAGUCUUUAUCCGGGAAACAUUAUCAGCUGUUGCUGCCGGCGGUCGGGGGGGCUAACAGCUCGCCGGACCGGACAAACAUCCCGGUACCGCUCCAACUACAUGGAACAAGUCAGCGGCGGAGCACCGUGUCAUUUUGCGCUAAAACUGUUAUGACAGAGCCAGCGUGUUUGUGAGGCAGCACCGUCGGAUUUAUUACCGGGAUAUAUUUCACAAAAGCAUCCAAAAAGCAGCAGUUUGAAGCCUCUGCAUCAGUGCCAUGAAUCAGCCUGGACAACAGCUGCUACCCACAUAGAGGUCACUUUACCUCUCUUUCCAUUAGCUUCGGUCCGGAGGAUGCUGGGAAUGUGUCGCGGGCGCAGGAAGUUCCUGGCGGCCUCUCUCGCCCUGCUCUUCAUCCCAGCACUCACCUGGCUUUACCUGUCAGUUGGAAGCUUUCAAGUGAAGCCCCUCCCCCUGUCUCCAUUGGAAGCCCAGUCAUCAACACCAGUUGGCGGAGCCGGCGAGCGGCAGGCCUUAGAGCUGCGGGUGCGAGCAGUAGAGGAAGAGAACCGGGCACUGCGCCGGGAGCUGAGCCGGCCACCCAGGAGCCCGUCUGCACGCCUUCCAAGCGGUGGUCACCGUGGCAACCAAAGCCGAACCCAUUCAGAGGAAGGCACCGGCGACAAUGAGGGCCAGAAAGCUGCUGCAGUGGGAAACAGCUCAGACUGUGUGCAGCAGCCAGUGGUGGAUAAGUGUGAGACCAUCCAUGUGGCCAUCGUAUGUGCAGGUUACAACGCCAGUCGAGACGUGGUGACACUGGUUAAAUCUGUCCUCUUCCACAGGCGGAACCCACUACAUUUCCAUUUCAUCACAGACUCCAUUGCUCAGCAGAUCCUGUCUUCUCUGUUCCAUACCUGGAUGGUCCCUGCCGUCAGGGUCGACUUCUACGACGCAGAUGAGCUGAAGUCUGAGGUGUCAUGGAUCCCAAACAAACAUUACUCUGGAAUCUAUGGGCUGAUGAAGCUGGUGCUCACAAAGACGCUGCCAUCUGACCUGCAGAGAGUCAUCGUCCUGGAUACUGACAUCACGUUUGCCACCGACAUCGCUGAACUCUGGGCCGUCUUCCACAAGUUCAAAGGUCAGCAGGUUCUUGGUCUGGUGGAGAACCAGAGUGACUGGUACCUGGGGAACCUGUGGAAGAACCACCGACCCUGGCCGGCUCUGGGCAGAGGCUUCAACACCGGCGUGAUUCUACUUCUCCUGGAUCGUUUGCGGAAGCUGAGAUGGGAGCAGAUGUGGAGGUUGACUGCAGAGAGAGAACUAAUGAGCAUGCUGUCCACCUCCCUGGCAGACCAGGACAUCUUCAACGCAGUGAUCAAACAGAACCCAUUCCUGGUUCACCAGCUGCCCUGCUUCUGGAAUGUCCAGCUGUCCGACCACACCCGCUCUGAGAAGUGCUACAAAGACGUGUCAGACCUCAAGGUGAUCCACUGGAAUUCUCCCAAGAAGCUGCGAGUGAAGAACAAGCAUGUGGAGUUUUUCCGGAAUCUCUAUCUAACUUUCCUGGAGUACGAUGGCAACCUGCUGCGGCGAGAGCUGUUUGGUUGUCCCAGCGAGGCCGACCACAACAGCGAGAACCUUCAGAAGACUCUGUCAGAGCUGGAUGAAGACGAUCCCUGCUACGAAUUCCGUCGAGAACGAUUCACCGUCCACCGAACGCACCUCUACUUCCUCCACUACGAGUAUGAGCCCAGCUCUGACAACACUGACGUCACUCUGGUCGCCCAGCUCUCUAUGGACAGGCUCCAGAUGUUGGAGGCGAUCUGUAAGCACUGGGAGGGCCCCAUCAGCUUGGCCCUGUACCUGUCUGAUGCCGAGGCCCAACAGUUCCUGCGCUACGCUCAGGGCUCCGAGGUGCUGAUGAGCCGGGGGAACGUCGGUUACCACAUCGUCUAUAAAGAGGGACAGUUCUACCCGGUCAACCUGCUGCGUAACGUGGCCAUGCGGCAGGUCAACACCCCGUACAUGUUCUUGUCAGACAUCGACUUCCUGCCCAUGUACGGCCUGUACGAGUACCUCAGGAAGUCGGUGGUGCAGCUGGACAUGGCCAACGCCAAGAAAGCUCUGGUGGUUCCAGCCUUUGAGACGCUGAGGUAUCGUCUCUCCUACCCAAAAUCCAAGGCUGAGCUGCUGUCUCAGCUGGACAUGGGGACACUCUUCACCUUCAGGUACCAUGUGUGGACUAAAGGCCAUGCACCCACUAACUUUGCCAAAUGGCGGACAGCCACCACGCCCUACAGGGUGCAGUGGGAAGCCGACUUUGAGCCGUACGUCAUGGUGAGGAGGGACAGUCCUGAGUAUGACCGCCGCUUUGUGGGCUUCGGCUGGAACAAGGUGGCGCACAUCAUGGAACUGGACGCACAGGAGUAUGAGUUUGUGGUGCUGCCCAACGCCUACAUGAUCCACAUGCCUCACGCUCCCAGCUUCGACAUCACCAAGUUCCGCUCCAACAAGCAGUACCGGGUCUGCCUCAAGACCCUGAAGGAGGAGUUCCAGCAGAACAUGUCGCGGCGCUACGGCUUUGCCGCCCUCAAAUACAUGACAGCUGAGAACAACAGCUAGCCACCACUGCGGUCCCUCACGUCUCCGGCCAUGAACUACUGACACUCUCCCACGGGCCGUGGAAGGAGGGGACGGGAACCGGAACCAGGAUACUUUUGAGACUUGAGUCCCUCGGAUUUUGUUUGAACGUUUGGCCCUUGGUGUGGGGUCUUUAUGUCCAUUCUUUGUCCUCUGCUGUGGAUGGAAGAAGAUAAUCCAGGAGAUCACUUCUGUAAAAGCUGUGAUUGACUGCUCGGCCCCAAACUGUGUGGGCCCCUGAGCUCCGGCCCUGAAAUCUGACUGACAGCCGGCAAGAAAGGCACACAUUCAAUGCCUUGCCAUAUUUGUAAGAGCAGUGACAGAGUUGUGGGCUGGGUGUAACAUUAUGUACGUGUGCGUGCGAGUGUGUGUGCGUGUGUACGUGCAGGUAGAUGAAAAGUGUGUUCCUCCAGGACCGUGCUUAGCGACAAAGCUUAAGGAGAUGUGAAGCGUCGUGGGCUUACAUUCUGUUUGCACGCCUUCCAAGUGCCGACAAAGAGCAGCGGCAGCCUGACUGACAGCACAUCCCGACUCAAAUGCAAAUCGUCACCAGGCGGCGAGAUAAGACAAAGCGGUAAACAUGUCCACACAGAUUUUGGAAAUCUCAUUGUGACGAGUGACACACACUCAGAUACCGCGGCGAGCAGCCAGCCAGCGAGCCGGCCGACCAUCUGCUGCUGCUUAAUUUGUUUCAUAGCUGAUGCAGAUCAGAAUAAAUCCUCCUCCUCGUAUGACAAGGGGAGUUAAGUGCAGAGAUGGCUGGAGGUCGUCCAUGCGGUUGAUAUUCAGGGUAUCUCCACAUCAGCCUGAGCGCGCUGCCGCGGAGUGUUUCCAGUGUUUUUUUGCAGAAUCUGACAGCAGCUUUUAUUUUGUGCGUUUUAAUUUGGUGCCGUCUGCACAAACACCUGCUUGGAAGUCCUGUCACUUUGCGAAGCCGACCGCCCCGCCACACCGAGCACAGCACCAAUCACCGAGCCCACCAUAUUCUUUUCUUUCUAACAAUCAGUAUUAUUUAUCUGUGUGUUUACAGUCCUGAUGGGUGGAGCACCGUCAGGAGGGUCUGGAGGACAAGAAAGAGAGCAAAUCAACCACGUGCAGUCAGGAGAAACGCUCUUUCUUCCUCUCUCCCUCUCUCUGUUCCUUUCCACUCUGGCCUCUAGUUUAAUGACUUAGAGCGGUGUCCAAUAACACUGCAGCAGUGUGUGUUCUCCUGUUUGUGUUGGCACACACCAUCAGGUUGAGUGUGGUGAUCUGAUGUGGCUUUGUUAGGGAUAUUAUAACUGCUAUAGCACCUGUGACAGACGAAUCUCCACCCAGUUAUCUAGAGAGAGUCAAGACAGGACACAGUACACACCACCCAAGCCUAGUGACUGCCAGUCUGUGUCAUACCUUCAUACGUAUGAGAUGUACGGUUUUACAGUGUAAGUAUUCCUCCCCUUUCUAGUAAUCUAGUUAGUAAGUUCAUUGGGGGGGAUUGGCUUCACCAUCAAGUGAGUGAGAGAGAGACCGUGUGCUUCAAGGAAGAGGGAGGUGACGGAGCAAUAGGAUCCCAACCCCUGACAUUUUCAGCAUUUCAGGUGAUAGAGAGACACCGUGCGCCACAGACCUUCAGUGUUAGGUGAGAGAGAGAGACUGUGCACCACAGAGCUUUAGUGUUAGGUGAGAGAGAGAGAGAGAGACACUAUGUGCCACUGAGCUGCAGUGUGAGGUGAGAGAGAGUUUGGUGUGCCUCUGACUGCUUGACAACUUUGUGAAAAUAAUAUUUUCAAAAUGUCGAUACGUUUUGUGAAAUAUGACUUUUUCAAAUUGCCCGAAA
This is a messenger RNA of Plectropomus leopardus (leopard coralgrouper), 4889 nucleotides long. RefSeq names its product LARGE xylosyl- and glucuronyltransferase 1 (gene large1). Gene Ontology annotation, cellular component: Golgi apparatus. Gene Ontology annotation, biological process: protein O-linked glycosylation via mannose. Gene Ontology annotation, molecular function: xylosyltransferase activity; glucuronosyltransferase activity. The record is from RefSeq and is a predicted model, not a curated record. Lineage: Eukaryota; Metazoa; Chordata; Actinopteri; Perciformes; Serranidae.